CGACCGAAAGCUGACGUGCCCACUGAGUCGAGUCAUUUAUCAAGAAAGCACUGCGCAGUAGCGAUCGGAGUGGAAACAGGCACAGCCGCGACCACGUCAGAAACACGGUAAAUCAGCCGGGCCAGUUGUCAGUUGUUUGCGUCGUUCACGUAGCGACGUUCAACGCCUACGUGUUCGUCGCGUUUUGGUCGUCAGGUCAAGCGGAGCAGUUCCAGGUCCCGCAGUGAGCACAACUUAGCGAUGUUCCGAUACCCCCAUAAGUUCAGGGACAAGCGUCCGGAAGCAGGAUGGUCGACCUUCGACAAGUACUCCCUGGAGCAGGAAGUGAAAGAGACCGGCGCUCCGAACGCGCGCAUGAUCAUCAGGGAUGGCACGGCCCCGCUGGUCAUUCGCUCGGUCGAUCCGGGGGCGUCGCUGAGUGACGUCAGCAGCAAGUACAUCGGCCACUCGCUCCAGAAUAUCGCCGGCGAGCCGCUGUGCAGCGCGUUCUUCUCCAACCGCGGCUGCAUCACCGCCUACGUGAAGAGCACGAGGGCCUUCAGGCGCCUCAGAACCAUCACCUCGCUCUCUGGUGUCCCUGUCAAGGCUGAUUUCCCACGCUGGUUCAACAAGAACGCCGGCAAGCUGAAGAAUGUGCCGGACCGGUUCACCGAGAGGAACCUCCUGGACCGCCUCUCCGAGGUGGGAGUGAUAAACGUGCGCCGCCAGAUCUCGCACACUCAACUUCCAGACGGCAGCGUGGAGGCCAAGCCCACAGAUCAAGUCGUGGUGCACUUCGGUCCGGAUCGAGCGAUGCCUGCCCAGGUCAAGCUGGGAUUCACUCUUUACGACGUGCACCCCUACCUGCCCCCGCCGGUGCAGUGCUCCAAGUGCCAGGAGAUGAACCACGUGGCCAAGUCGUGCCCCAACGAGUUCCGCUGCAAGUACUGUGCCGGGCCGCACACCUACCGGCUCUGCACGGUCGACAAACGGAAGCAGCCGCCGCGAUGCGCCAACUGCGGCGGCGGCCACACGGCGACCUACGCGCACUGCCCGACAAAGAUGCGCGAGGUGCUGCGCAUGCGCAAACUGCGGCUCGACGAGCUCCGCAAGCGGAGAGACAAGCUGCGAGAGCUGGACGAAGAACGCGAGGCGGAGGAGAUGGAGAACAGCUCCCAGUACAGCCGAUACUUCUUCUUCGAUUAAAAGCUUCGAAGAGAGAAAAGUAAAAAAGGAAAGGAGAGCCGACUCAAAACGCAGUUGAAAUCGAAGAAAGGUUUUUCUUAGGCCGAUUAGUGCAUUACGCGUUUUGUUGUUUCCACGCCGCCCCCUACCGCUCUGUAGUGUAAGCGGUUUGUUCGUGUUCGUCUCUAUUUCUCUCUAUCUCGCCCUUCCGCUCUCCUUCUCUUUUUAUUCCCCUUCACCCUUCCCCCCGUGUAGGGGUGCCAACCGGAAGUGCCCUCUGGUUAACCUCCCUGCCUUUUAUACAUCCUUUUCUCUCUCUCUCUCUCUCUCUCGUCGUUUCGAAUUCGCUAAUUUCGGGGUCGGCCCACAUUUGGAGACUGUGCGAUCCUCCGUGGUCGGCUCGCAUAUUUCCCUGAACGAAAUCACACUUUUGGUUACCGUUUUCGGCGCGAGAGCAUCUGCGUGUUUUUACUUUGUUUUCUGGGGUCCAUUUUGCGCUAUUACGCAUGAUUUCUACUCCGUUUUUCGCGCUACGCUAACUUCGGGCAUCUUUUCCCUUUCUGUGUUUCAUUUUAGCGCCCUUUUCGCUGUCUCACGUGCACUAAAAGGCCUCAAAUUGCCUUAUUUUGACGAAACUAGUCAAAAAGUGGCAGCACGAUAGGCAUAUAUCCCAAGCGCACCAAAUUGAUUGGAAGUCGCCAAAGAAGACCUUGCCUGAAAGAAAAAGAG
Messenger RNA from Dermacentor andersoni, 1893 nucleotides. RefSeq lists its product as uncharacterized. NCBI's taxonomy places the organism in Eukaryota, Metazoa, Arthropoda, Arachnida, Ixodida, Ixodidae. The record is from RefSeq and is a predicted model, not a curated record.